Messenger RNA from Esox lucius (northern pike), 736 nucleotides. RefSeq lists its product as uncharacterized. Bases 126 to 503 code for a protein of 125 amino acids. NCBI's taxonomy places the organism in Eukaryota, Metazoa, Chordata, Actinopteri, Esociformes, Esocidae. The record is from RefSeq and is a predicted model, not a curated record. The transcript is spliced from 5 exons.
AGACAGAAAGGGAACUGACACAGCUAGUCCAUCCGACAAGACAGAUUUUGAGCUUCCUCAGCCAAUAGUGGUCUCCUUAUACUUCUGAGGUGAAAGUUUAACUUGGUAUCCUUUCAUUACACUAAAUGGAUAUUUGUAAAUUUCAGCUGGUAAUAGUUAGCCUGUACGCACUGGUGUACACAUAUCAAGGAUUGUCAUUUAGUGUUGACAAGGAACACUGGGUAUCAAAAGACUGGCAGGAUGAGCCACUGGAGGAAACAUUAGCCAGUCAAGUGGCUAGUCUGAUAAAGAGGUCCAAAGCCCAUAGGUUCUACGGGCUCAUGGGCAAGCGCUCAGGAAAUAAGGGGGAGAUGUUUGUUGGACUUAUGGGAAGAAGAGGAUUACGUGGAGAAUCGUUCACGAGAAUCCUUCCAGAUGCUACCAGCACGGGCGUGGAUGUUGCAGAGGGGUCACCCACACAGCCCGAUUCACAAGAAGAAUGGGACAAACUCCAGUAUCAGUAAAGCUAGAAAAAAAGAUGGAUUAAUGUUUACAAGAUCUACACAAUAUUUAUAUCCACGCAAAAAGGACUACCAUAGAAAACAAAGCAACAUACUUUAAGAAAAAAUGCUGUCUUUAACGUAUCAAAGUUCAUGCCAGUGAUUAUUAUACAGUAUAUUCUAUCCCAAAAAGGUUUGUCUCUGUAAAGAACUGCAACUGUGUUCAAUAGAAUAAAUGGCCAAAAAUGCUGCAGCUA